CAGCAUGACUGACACACUGGCACGACCCCAGUGGCUCUGAGACAACUAGUGUGUUUUUUUACGCUGUCUUUGUCAUUGACACGGGAUGGGUCGUCUCGACUUGAUUUGUGCAUUUCCGUGGGUUUCUUCGACGUGACACCGGACUCCGUCUGUGCGUGCGCUCCGUGUGCGCCAGGACGUUGCUGCUGCUGCUGCUGUGCGGUUCGGGUGUGAACCGGAGCUGGACUGGUGAGGAAGCCGCCGCAGCAGCCCCAAAACACACUUAAGCGAAGGGGCGACAGAUUGUUUUAGUGAGGAGGAAAUCCCCGCGAGGACCCCCGACGCUCUUCGUUACGCCAUGGAUGACUCGGGGAUAAUACGGCGCCGGAGGCUGCAGAAGGAUUUGCCACUGCCUCGCAAGAACAGCAGUUGUCGCACAAGCAACAGGAAGAGUCUGAUCCUGACCACGACGUCACCCACGCUGCCUCGGCCACACUCUCCACUUCCCCUCCCUGGACACCUGGGAAGCAGCCCCCUGGACAGCCCACGAAACUUCUCCCCCAGUAACCCGGCACACUUCUCCUUUGCCUCGUCCAGAAGAGCGGACGGACGACGAUGGUCAUUAGCGUCUUUACCCUCCUCUGGAUAUGGCACCAACACUCCCAGCUCCACGUCCUCCAGUUCCUCUCAGGAGCGCUUGCACCAGCUGCCUUUCCAGCCCACAAUGGAUGAGCUCCAUUUCUUAUCCAAGCAUUUUGGCAGCACUGAGAGCAUCACAGAUGACGAUGGCGGCCGCUGCUCCCCCCAUAUGCGCCCACGGUCCCGUAGUCUCAGCCCAGGACGAUCCUCCUCCUGCUACGAUAAUGAGAUAGUCAUGAUGAACCAUGUGUACAAAGAGCGCUUUCCAAAGGCCACAACGCAGAUGGAGGGGCGGCUGGCAGAGUUCAUCCAGGCUUACUCUCCUGAAAACGUUCUUCCACUGGCUGACGGAGUUCUCAGCUUCAUCCACCACCAGAUAAUUGAGCUGUCCCGAGACUGCCUGGCCAAAGCCCGAGAAGGGCUCAUAACCUCAGUCUAUUUCUUUGAGCUGCAGGAGAAUCUAGAAAAAUUGAUUCAGGAUGCUUUUGAGCGUUCUGAGAGCUCUGAGGUGGCCUUCGUCACAGAAUUGGUGAAGAAGCUGCUCAUCCUCAUCUCCCGACCAGCUCGGCUUUUGGAGUGUCUGGAGUUUAACCCUGAGGAAUUCUACCAUCUGCUCGAGGCAGCAGAGGAUCAUGCCAAGGAGGGGCAUUUGAUGAAAACAGACAUUCCUCGGUACAUCAUCAACCAGCUGGGACUGACCCGAGACCCCAUCGAAGAGAUGGUUAAUUUGGACAGUUACGACAGCGAGGGCCCGCUGACACCUGAAACAGAUGACUCCACCGAGGGAAAAAUUAAAGCGAUGAAAACCCCUGGAGAAGCAGAUUUCCAGACCAUCAAGCUGAUCAGUAAUGGAGCAUACGGGGCUGUGUAUCUGGUGCGUCAUCUGGAGACACGACAGCGCUUCGCCAUGAAGAAGAUUAACAAGCAAAACCUGAUCCUGAGGAACCAAAUCCAGCAAGCUUUUGUGGAAAGAGACAUCCUUACCUUUGCUGAGAAUCCCUUUGUUGUCUCCAUGUUCUGCUCCUUUGAGACACGUCGACACCUGUGCAUGGUCAUGGAGUACGUAGAAGGUGGGGACUGUGCCACUCUGUUGAAGAACAUCGGAGCUCUGCCCGUGGAGAUGGCACGUAUGUACUUCGCAGAGACCGUCCUGGCAUUGGAGUACCUUCACAACUACGGCAUUGUACACCGCGACCUCAAACCUGACAACCUCCUGAUCACCUCGAUGGGCCACAUCAAGCUGACAGAUUUUGGUCUGUCAAAGAUGGGUCUGAUGAGUUUGACCACCAACUUAUAUGAAGGACACAUAGAGAAAGACACCCGGGAGUUUUUGGAUAAACAGGUUUGUGGAACUCCAGAGUACAUCGCCCCAGAGGUGAUUCUUCGUCAGGGUUAUGGAAAGCCAGUGGACUGGUGGGCGAUGGGCAUCAUCCUGUACGAGUUCCUGGUGGGCUGUGUUCCGUUCUUUGGAGAUACUCCGGAGGAACUGUUUGGACAGGUCAUCACAGAUGACAUCGUGUGGCCAGAAGGUGAUGAAGCUCUCCCUGUUGAUGCCCAGCACCUGAUCUCCUCACUCCUGCAGACCAACCCACUGGUUCGACUGGGCACAGGCGGUGCUUUUGAAGUGAAGCAGCACUCAUUCUUCACAGAGGUGGACUGGAACAGCCUGCUACGACAGAAGGCAGAGUUCGUCCCUCACCUCGAGUCAGAGGAAGACACCAGUUACUUUGACACCCGCUCUGAGCGCUACCAUCACGUGCAUUCAUACGACGAAGAUGAUACCAAUGACGAUGAGCCUGUGGAGAUACAUCGCUUUUCUUCCUGCUCCCCUCGCUUCAGCAAGGUUUACAGCAGCAUGGAGCAUCUGUCCCAGCUGGAGCAUAAACCCCAUGGUGUGACCCUGAGAGAGCACAAGGUCCCCAGAGAGGAUCGAAUAGCCAAGAGAGAGAGCCUGGGCAGCCUGACUCUCCGGGACAAGAGCUGGAGGACCGGAUCACCUGAGCUGAAGCGCUUGUCCUGCUCCGAGUCCUCCUUCACUGAGAGCGAGUCCAGCCCACCAUCAGGGGCCCGCAGACGCUUCUCAGCCCUGAUGGACACGCACCGCUUGGCUUCCCCUCUGGAGGUGGACUCUGAGCUGGCUGUCACCGGCAGACAACCUGCGGUGAAGGUCAGAGGGACGUCUCUGGAAGGAGCAAUGGGUGCCAUAUCCACUCAAGGCGAUCUGAGAUCAUUCCUCAAAGACAGCAGUGGCUUCACAGCUGGAGAGAAGCUUCUGAGACCUGCUGAUGCCUCGUUGCCUCUACCAGCCAGUGCCACUGUACUCGGUCUUCCGGACCCACAGGGACCCCGCGGGGCCACCACUGACCUGGUUCUGCGGAGAGUUCGCCACCAGCAGCUGUCUGCUGAGGGAGAGAAACGUAAUUCACGACCAGGAUCCAAAGUUAUCAAAUCAGCCUCUGCCACCGCUCUGUCUGUCAUCAUUCCUGCGGUGGAGCAACAUGGAGCAUCACCUCUUGCCAGCCCCAUGUCUCCUCGCUCCCUCUCGUCUAACCCAUCCUCUCGAGACUCCUCCCCCAGUCGAGACUAUUCUCCCAUGGUCAACAUCCUGCAUUCUCCAAUUACCAUCUAUCGCUCCGGGAAGAAGUAUGGCUUCACUUUGAGGGCGAUCCGAGUUUAUAUGGGAGACAGUGAUGUCUACAGUGUACAUCACAUGGUCUGGCAUGUGGAGGAUGGAGGCCCCGCCCAGGACGCUGGACUUAGUGCAGGUGACCUCAUCACUCAUGUGAAUGGCGAGUCGGUCCACGGGCUGGUCCACACAGAAGUGGUGGAGCUCAUCCUGAAGAGUGGAAACAAGGUGACAGUUACAACGACUCCCUUUGAGAACACCUCUAUAAAAGUGGGUCCGGCCCGCAAGUCAAGCUAUAAAUCCAAGAUGGCUCGACGUAGCAAGAGGACUGGAGCCAAGGAGGGACAAGAUAAAAAACGCAGCUCCUUAUUCAGAAAAAUCACUAAGCAGUCCAACCUGCUCCACACCAGCCGGAGUCUCUCCUCUUUAAAUCGCUCUUUAUCAUCUGGGGACAGUCUCCCAGGAUCCCCCACCCACAGCCUGACGGCCCGCUCGCCUACUCAGAGUUACCGCUCCACCAUUGAAUCACCUUACCUCGGUACCUCUUCCCAGAGUAGUUCCCCAGCCUCCAGUACCCCAAACUCCCCAGCAGCUUCUCACCACAUGAGGCCCAGCUCCCUGCAUGGUCUGUCUCCUAAACUUCACCGUCAGUAUCGCUCUGCGCGCUGCAAAUCUGCCGGCAACAUCCCUUUGUCCCCUUUAGCUCACACCCCCUCCCCGACCACCUCUUCCCCUCCCCCUCUGACGGGACACACAGUUGGGAGCUCCAACACCACACAGAUGUUCCCUGUCAAGCUGCACUCUUCACCUCCCGUCGCCCGCCCUCGUCCCAAGAGCGCUGAGCCACCCAGGUCCCCCCUGCUGCAACGGGUUCAAUCUGCGGAGAAGCUAGGAGCACCGAUUCUGCCGUCGUCUUCCUCAUCGUCAUCUUCGCCUUCUCCUCUGACCGGUGGGGUGUCAUUACGCAAACAUAGUCUGGAGGUCACACUUGGAGACUACAGGAGAGAGUCUUUCCACUGUGAGCACAGCUUGCAGAGUCUUCUGGAGAUGGAGGGUGAGAAUGGACCAGCUCCACCCUCCCCUUCAUCCUCCUCCUCCCCUUCUCCACCCAUGGGAGGAGAGAUUGCAGGCCUAAAGCCAGCAAGGAGGCUAGGAAGGCAGGAGUCCCCGCUCAGCCGUGACACACUGCUUACAUCAAGAGAGAAAGAUACUCAAACUACAGCGGCUGAGCUCAGUGGGUCACCACCAGGAAGCACAGCUACUAAAGCUGAGUCCAAGUCAGACACAAGUAAAACAACAUCCACUGUGGAGGGGCAGAAAGGAAGCAUAAGUGCAGCUGCAAUGGAAACCAAAUCCAGUCCAAUACCCCCUUCUGUUGCUGCGGAGACCAAGCUGAGUGCUGGGAAUAAAGCCCCAGUUGUGAGUACUUCAGGUUCUGAGGCAGCGCUCUCCAAGACUAAAGAGAAAAGCUCAACUCCAGGUGCAUCAAAGGUACCACAAGAGAGUAAGCAGCAGAGUACGCAGACAGAAAGUGCCCCAGUAGCUAAAGCUCCAGACAAAACUGAGGAGAAAAUCAAAGGAGCAGACAAAGGUACCACACAGAAAACAUCCUCCACAGAAACAUCCAAGCCACGUAAAGGCACAGAGGCAGCAGAGAAAGCAAGCAGCAGUGAUAAGGCAACUGAGAUGACCAAGACGAAAGGGCCAGCACCCCCAGUGCCAACCCAAGUUCAAGCCACAACUCAUGCGCCCGCUGCUACCAGAUCCAAAGCAGAGAAGGUGCCAGGCCAGUUGAACAGCGGCCGCACCACUAAGGACAACAAGGCUCACCUCGAGGUACUGGAAGAAAAUCCUGCAUCACCUUCCCACCCCCUUCCACUCACGUCUAACGCAGCCUCUCCUUGCUCAAGCAAGUCACGCCCUAUGUCUCCAGGGGACAAGGCUAGCUUCGUCACACAGCUCACAAGUGUGGCCAAAACAGUGCUUGGGCCCAUGAAAGGGGGGUCACAGGAGGGGGUCAAAGUAAAAGACAUGGGCAAGACGAGUGACGAGAAGAGGGGGAACACAAUGGGAAAAUCUGAGACUUCAUCAGGGGGCGGGCGCCGAGGGAAUCAGAUGGCAACCUCAGCCAGCGGGACAGUCCAAUCUGAUAAGACAAACAGUCGAAGCUCCAAACAUCACUAGUGAUAAAGACGUUCCAGAAAAGAUCUCCCAUGUAAUGCCUUUUACUGUAGCAUCAUACCAACAUAUCAUGAUCUAACAUGACUGUACACCUUUGAAUGAAGGGGAGACAUAAAUGCCUGAAACACCAAAUAGAUGACAUGUGACAUGUAAACAAAUAAGAUGUGAACAAGAUGCAUUAGCUAAUGUGUGCACAUGGUAUCAUAAUGUAGGCCCGUGUAUGUACUGAUCAUCACAAUGUGUUUUAUAUCAUACAAAAAAGCGUAUGUCUUAAUGCAUGUUUGACACUGUACAUGGAAACUGAAAGAAUAUGUAAAGAGAAGAUAAAAAAAAAAAAAAAUCUGGAAGACCUUAAGGUAGUGAACACUGUGAACAACUUUUCAACUGACCACAACAGUAAACAGACUCUAUUACAAAUGGGCAUUAUACAGUCAAGUCAGUCACUGUUUUGGAUCCAGUGCCAUGCUUUACGUGAGUUUGAACUAAAAAGUACAUUACAUGCAUCUUCUCAAAGUUCAGUUACCAAAAGACAUCAGGCACAGAGAGAUUUGUCAUGUGUCGUGCAGUAAAGAAUAAGACAACCUACUAAAAACCUACUGGACCAGGAUACCAAAACAUUUGCUGUGAUGGAGAUAGAGGUUUGUUUCAGAUGUGUUUAAGGGCUGAAUUUCAGAAGAGUUGAUGUAAGAUGAGAUGAACUUGCACAGGGGCACUAUGCAAUGUGCUAAUGAGGCCACUUUUGGUGUCCCCAGUUUCUAAGUUUACAUUGUGCUCCAGACGAAAAGAGAAAACGAGGAAAAGGUUGCAAUAAACCACGCAAACACGGUUUUAAUGUAUCAGCUGAUCAUGAUGAAAUGUGCAAUUUUAUCUUUAUUUAGUCUAUUAGGUAAAUACACUGGUGUGGGUGACAUGAUGAACAGGCUUUUUUUUUGUUUAUCUUCAGUCUGGGACGUGCACAAAGAACCAUAAAGAAACUAGCACUUAUAGGAGAGUAGGCUAGAAAUGCUCUGUCACUCAUUUUUUCUAUUUAUGCAGAUCUUUAUUGUAUAAUGCUACAUGUAAAGGAAAGUGCCAGUGUUUUUAUUUAGGGAUAUUGUGUUUUUUUGGUUACACUUAACUGUAUAAUAAUAUGCAAUCCAACAGUGCCCAGUUCCAUAAAGCUGAGCACCCUUGUCAGUGAUCGAGUAGUAGACUAUACACAACGUCUGGGUUAGACUUGUUGAGAGCGUUUUAGUGGUGAGGUUGGUGUUUGUUCUUGUGUAAUACAGUAAAAUUAAACUUGAUAGUUUCAGGACAGCAGGCUCAGAUCUGUCUUAGACUGCCACCUUGUGGAUGAUAUCAUGUGAGACCAAAAGAAAGAAAGACAGAUUACAUGAAGUGAGAAGUCUAGGGUCUUCUGCCUGUGGAUCUUUCAGUUUCAUAACUUGUACUUCUGAUGCAUUUGUCUUUUUUUGAUGAACACAUUUAAGUCACUGUUAGCAUUCAGAUGAGUCUGAGCCUCUUUAUUAUUCAUUGUGUAUCCAAUGUAGUGGUUUAAAGAGAUUUUAACCCAACAUUUGGACACCAUUUUUUUUUGUUAUGUGAGAAAAUUGCACUUUAUUUUGUGUCAAACAUUACUAUUAAUUGUCUUAAAUGGUUAUUAUUUUUUAUUUGCUCUAUUUAUUAAGCUUUUUUUUAUUUAUUUAUUUGCACUGGUCAUAACUUUGAGAGUUGUUUACUUUUUAAUUUCAUAGUUUAAAAUGUAUGAAUUUUACAUCUAGAAAAAGAAAUCUACCAAAUUUGUGUGGCUAACCCAUUUUGUGCAGUUUUGACUUUAUCAUUCCAUCAGUCUGAGGUUGUAAUAUUUCUGUCACGUCCAUCUUUGUCCAGGUGUUUGACUUUUGUACAUCAACAACCAUCUCUGACUGUUGUCAUCCAUUAUACUGACAAACAGUUGGGUGACAGAUUAAAGAAAAAAGUAAUGUAAAGUGUCUAAUUGGUCUUUCUAACACAUUGGUCCAAAAUUUCCUCAAGGCCUUCAACUGGAUUGAGAUCUGUUGACUGUGACAUCCAUACCAAAUGAGUGAUAUUGUUUCCAUACUCAUCAUCAGUGAACUCACGUGUCCUAUAUGACCACUCUUGGGUUUUCCUUUAAUGUGUCACCCAUCUGUAUUUACUAGCCACUAUUGUGAAAAACCAAUGCAAAAAAGCCUAUAGUGCAGAGAUGUAAUAAAAUGCAGAAAAGAAA
This is a messenger RNA of Sphaeramia orbicularis (orbiculate cardinalfish), 7652 nucleotides long. RefSeq names its product microtubule associated serine/threonine kinase 1b (gene mast1b). The coding region runs from base 338 to 5428 and encodes 1696 amino acids. The transcript is spliced from 27 exons. Gene Ontology annotation, molecular function: magnesium ion binding; protein binding; ATP binding. The record is from RefSeq and is a predicted model, not a curated record. Gene Ontology annotation, biological process: cytoskeleton organization; peptidyl-serine phosphorylation; intracellular signal transduction. NCBI's taxonomy places the organism in Eukaryota, Metazoa, Chordata, Actinopteri, Kurtiformes, Apogonidae.